Volvox carteri f. nagariensis is the source of this 2019-nucleotide messenger RNA. RefSeq lists its product as uncharacterized. The record is from RefSeq and is a predicted model, not a curated record. Bases 1 to 2019 code for a protein of 672 amino acids. Lineage: Eukaryota; Viridiplantae; Chlorophyta; Chlorophyceae; Chlamydomonadales; Volvocaceae. The transcript has 5 exons.
AUGAUUUUCUACAUGCAGCGUUGGGCAGUGUGGGACACAACCGUGUUCAUAGAGGGCAUGGGUAGCUUGAGGUUCAUCCUGGUGUCCAAUGAGGCAGAGGUCCGGAAGGCUGGUGGCGGCCAGAACUUGAUGGUGGUCAACCAGGUGGCAGAGGAGGUGCAGAAGCAGGCCACCCCCCUUCUGAAGAGGGUUGUCCAUGGGUGGUUGAAAGAGCGCCCACAUCUAAAGCAAUAUACAACCAACGACAGCAUGCUCCUUUGCAGGCUGAAGGCCAUCAAAGCCAUACACAGCUCAACACCUUCAGUGAAGCUGGCAAGCUGCACAGCCAUGGCCAAAGCUUUGCACCGGAGUGCAGAGCUUGCUCCGGUGGCUUCUGCAAUCAAGGAGCUUAAACUGAAGCGGCCGCCAUUGAGUGCCACAAGUCCAGAAAUGACACCUGUACAACUGGCCAAGGCCACUGCAUUCGAGCGGCUGCAGCCCCCAGGGAAGCGGCCAACCCCCCGCCACCCCGUCACCUCCCCUAAUCUUCUGCCUUCAUCACAAGUAGCGACCCCCACUAGCCACCAGCCUGCACCCUCUCGAGCUGCAGGAGCUGCACGACAACAGGGCCCCCCAGCAUCCCCAAAGUCGCUCUUUUACCCGGUGGGGGAGGAGUUUCCCACUGCCCUCCCCAGGAAGCUGUGGGACAGUACAGACAUCAGCCAGUUUGGCAUAUUUCAGAAAUUUAAAGGCAAAAUGCCAUCCAUGAUGCCCAUCACCUCCGAAAUCGAUGACUUUGAGGCGUUCUGGACGCAGCCCUACAAUUUUGAGCGCCAGGGGACUGGAAUGGUACGUCAAUCCACCUAUCGGGGCCUCAAGAGCACGGUAUCCAAGUUCCUUGGCUUCGCCCACGGCUGGAUGAAGGUCAGCUUGACCUCCCUGUCGUUGAGGCUGUUCUCCAACCAGCACCUCAUAAUCAGCUAUAUGGACUUCAUGGUCCAUCGUGUCUGCCGUACAAAGGCAGACGUGGAGUUCCAGAACUCCAUCAAAACAGUUGAGUACCUGAGGCAGGUCGACACAAGGUCCCUGCCAGAUCCGGAGAUGAAGGUUGCACACCUCAUCAGGGUGCAUGAGUGGCUCAAGGUGGUGAGGCAACAAGUGCGGAGGAACUACCCAAGAGCUGCCAAGGCGGCACCACCACCUACACUGGUGGUAACAAGUGAUGAGGAGACAGGGGAUGCAGAGGAGGAGGACAAGGGUUCGGAGGUGGUGGUGAACCACCAGCGGCAGCAGUCCAAAAUGUGUGCCAUUGCUGGUGGUGGUGGUGGUGGUCCUGCUGCUGCUGCUGCUGCUGCUGUGAAGCAUCACCCAGCUGCCACCAAGACAGCAGCCACCAAGAAGAAGCCAGCAGCUGCAGCACCACCAACAACCGCUUCCCCGCCUGAUGAUGGUCUGCCUAGCAAAAGCGAGGUACUAUCUUUUGUGCGUGCGCUGUGGGAUAAGGCACAGGCGAUGCUGGAGAAAGACCUUGCUGCUGCUGGGCCUAAUUGUAUUGUAUUGUGGUUACAGUAUUUCCGCCGCCGACGCGGCGGGUGCCCUCACGAGCCCACCGCUGUCCUGCUCAUGCAUGCACUGCUGGCGGAGAUGAUAUCUGGUGUCUACAUUCCGCCUGUCCGCUUGUCCGUGUUGAGCACCUUGAUGGUGACAGGCAUGCAGACCUGCAAGCAGCAAGACUGCUUCCAGAUGGACUGCCGCGGCAACAACCUGGUCGAGGUGUUUCCUGUAGCAAGGGCAGGGGCAGGGGCGGAUGGCAGCCAUGGCGCUAGCAGCAGCAGCAGGAGCAGCAGCAGCAGGGGCCGUCGUCUUGUGAUGGAGACCAUCCAUCACAAGACGGAGCGCUUUAAGAAGGAUGAGGCCCUGAGAAUUGUGCUCCCUUCAACGCUCUCCCAGCACAUCCGGACUUACACAGAGUAUGCCCGGCCAGCACUCCUCAACAUGAAUCCCAGCAUUGACGUCUCUAAAAUUGGAAGUCACCUAUAG